AUGGAUGACACACAAACAUCCAGAGAUGAAGAUUUUUCUCCAGGAUGCAGUUCAGUUCAUCAGAAAUCAGAACCAGAGCCCAGUUGUGUGUCUAUGAGGAGUGAUGGGUCUAUGGGUCUGCCUCUAGAGUUCAGUUUAGUUCAUCAUAAGAAGUCAGAACCAGAGUCCAGCUCUGUGUCUGUGAGGAGUGAUGGGUCUAUGGGUCUUCCACUAGAGUUCAGGUCAACUCUGCCACCCAGAUCAGCUGUAACAAAACUCAUCUGUAAAAAGAAUGACCAUAUGAAUCAGCUACAGGACUUUAAUGAAAGCAGUCAUGAAGUCCUCAAUACAUUUAGAUCAAAUCUGAUGAAGAAGUUUGAGUGUCUGUAUGAGGGAACAGCACAGCAGGGAAACCCAACACUCCUGAAUGAGAUCUACACAGAGCUCUACAUCACAGAGAGUGAGAGUGGAGAGAUCAGUAAUGAGCAUGAGAUGAGACAGAUUGAGACACAAUCCAGGAGAGCAGCAACAGAGGACACACCGAUCCAAUGCAAUGACAUCUUUAGACCUUUACCUGGACAAGACAAACCCAUCAGAACUGUGCUGACAAAGGGAGUCGCUGGCAUUGGAAAAACAGUCUCUGUGCAGAAGUUCAUCCUGGACUGGGCUGAAGGGAAAGAGAAUCAGGACGUCCAGCUCAUAUUUCCACUUCCUUUCAGAGAGAUCAAUUUGAUGAAGGACAAAACACUCAGUCUUUCAGAUCUUCUUCAUGUCUUUUUUCCUGAAACAGAAGAAAUGGAAAUAUUCAGUGACAGAUAUAAAAUGUUGUUCAUCUUUGAUGGUCUGGACGAGUGUCGUCUUCCCUUACAUUUUAAAAGGAAUGAGACUCUACGAAACUCAGACAAAAAGAAAUCAGUGGAUGUGCUGCUGAUGAACCUCAUUGUGGGGAAUCUGCUUCCCUCUGCUCUCAUCUGGAUCACCUCCAGACCAGCAGCAGCUGAUCUCGUCCCCUCUGAGUGUGUCCAUCGAGUGACAGAGGUACGAGGCUUCAAUGAGCCACAGAAGGAGGAAUACUUCAGGAAGAGAAUCAGUGAUCAGAGUCUGGCCAGUAAAAUCAUCUCACACCUGAAGUCAUCAAGGAGCCUCGACAUCAUGUGCCACAUCCCAGUGUUCUGCUGGAUCUCAGCCGCUGUUCUAGAGAAGAUGUUGAGCGAAGCAGAAAGUGGAGAGAUUCCCAAGACUCUCACUCAAAUGUACACACACUUCCUGAUCCUUCAGACCAACAUCAAACAUGAGAAGGACUAUGAGAAGAAGGUGACAGAUAAAGACAUGAUCCUCAAACUGGGGAAAUUGGCUUUUCAGCAGCUUGUGAAAGGCAAUGUGAUCUUCUAUGAGGAAGACCUGAGAGAGUGUGGCAUUGAUGUGACAGAAGCAUCAGUGUACUCAGGAUUGUGCACUCAGAUUUUCAGAGAGGAGUUUGGCUGGUAUCAGGGGAAAGUGUUCUGUUUUGUUCAUCUGAGCGUUCAGGAACAUCUGUCAGCUCUAUAUGUGCACCUCUCCUGUACAAACAACAACAGAAAUGUGUUUGACCAAAUUAACAAACAUAGUUUGAGGUCUAAAGUUAAAGACAGGUUUCAACACAAUUCAUCAGAACAUGUUUCAUUAUCUGAGCUGCAUCAGAGAGCUGUGAAUGAGGCUCUUUGGAGUAAAAAUGGACAUCUGGACCUUUUCCUGCGGUUUCUUCUGGGUCUGUCAGUGAAGUCUCAUCAGAUUCUCCUUCAAGGACUAAUGAAACAGACAAGAAUCAGAUCUGACAGAAAUAGAGAGAAAACAGUUGAGUACAUCAAGAAGAAGAUCAGCACCAUUGACUCUCCAGAGAAAUCCAUCAAUCUGUUCCACUGUCUGAAUGAACUGGGUGAUCAUUCACUAGUGGAGGAAAUACAACAGUAUCUGAAAUCUGGAAGAAUAAAGGAAACCAAACUCUCCUCAACUCAGUGGUCAGCUUUAGUCUUUGUGUUGUUGACAUCAGAGAAGAGGCUGGAUGAGUUUGAUAUUAAUAAAUUUGUUGGAGGAAACAAUAAAGCUGAAAAUAUGAAAGUUGUUCAGAAGCUGCUGCUCGUGAUUAAAGAAUCCAGAUCAGUCAAGUUGAGUGAUUGUGGUUUCACAGAUGAAGGUUGUGCUGCUCUGGCUUCAGCUCUGAGAUCAAACCCCUCACACCUGAGAGAACUGAGUCUGUCUGAGAAUAAAAUAGGACAAUCGGUGAAUCUGUUGUCUGAAGUACUACAGGAUCCUCACUGUAAACUGGAGAGACUGUGGUUGAGUGAUUGUGGAGUCACAGAUGAAGGUUGUGCUGCUCUGGCUUCAGCUCUGAGAUCAAACCCCUCACACCUGAGAGAACUGGAUUUGUCUGAGAAUAAAAUAGGACAAUCAGUGAAUCUGCUGUCUGCUGUACUACAGGAUCCUCACUGUAAACUGGAGACACUGGAGUUGAGUGAUUGUGGAGUCACAGAUGAAGGUUGUGCUGCUCUGGCUUCAGCUCUGAGAUCAAACCCCUCACACCUGAGAGAACUGGAUCUGUCGUGGAAUAAAAUAGGACAAUCAGUGAAUCUGCUGUCUGCUGUACUACAGGACCCUCACUGUAAACUGGAGAAACUGGAGUUGAGUGAUUGUGGAGUCACAGAUGAAGGUUGUGCUGCUCUGGCUUCUGCUCUGGGAUCAAACCCCUCACACCUGAGAGUACUGAGUCUGUCUGAGAAUAAAAUAGGACAAUCAGUGAAUCUGCUGUCUGAUGUACUACAGGAUCCUCACUGUAAACUGGAGAAACUGCGGUUGAGUGAUUGUGGAGUCACAGAUGAAGGUUGUGCUGCUCUGGCUUCAGCUCUGAGAUCAAACCCCUCACACCUGAGAGUACUGAGUCUGUCUGAGAAUAAAAUAGGAAAAUCAGUGAAUCUGCUGUCUGAUGUACUACAGGAUCCUCACUGUAAACUGGAGAAACUGGAGUUGAGUGAUUGUGGAGUCACAGGUGAAGGUUGUGCUGCUCUGACUUCAGCUCUGAGAUCAAACCCCUCAAACCUGAGAGAUCUGGAUCUGUCUAAGAAUAAACUAGGAAAAUCAGGAGUGAAGUUGCUCUCUGAUCUGAAAGAUGAUCCACAUUAUAAUCUGAAAGAACUAAAAUAUUUGUCUCUGUGUUAUUUAGACGUUAGUCCAGUUUCCUCAGGAUCAGCUGAUGGUGAAUAA
Megalobrama amblycephala (Wuchang bream) is the source of this 3216-nucleotide messenger RNA. RefSeq names its product NACHT, LRR and PYD domains-containing protein 12-like. Gene Ontology annotation, molecular function: protein binding. The coding region runs from base 1 to 3216 and encodes 1071 amino acids. NCBI's taxonomy places the organism in Eukaryota, Metazoa, Chordata, Actinopteri, Cypriniformes, Xenocyprididae. The record is from RefSeq and is a predicted model, not a curated record. The transcript is spliced from 13 exons.